AUGUUUGCUCAUCGUAUCGUCAUCCCGGAUUGUCUCCGAAAGAAAGUUCUCCAAACGCUUCACAAAGCACAUCCUGGAAUGGACCGUAUGAAACGACUUGCACGCAGCUUUGUCUACUGGCCGAAUCUCGACAAAGACAUCGAAUCACUUGUUCGGAAUUGUUCGAAUUGCCAAGCCGCUGCGAAGAAUCCAACAAAGGCUCAUCUCGAAUCAUGGCCAAUCGCUACCGCUCCCUGGACUCGUGUUCAUAUUGACUAUGCUGGACCAAUCGAUGGAAUCUACUUUCUCGUCGUCGUCGAUGCAUAUUCCAAAUGGUCGGAAAUUGUCGCAACUUCUUCAAUCACCAGCACAGCUACAAUCAACUUGCUCAUGAAGAUCUUCGCUCAAUUUGGUAAUCCGGAAACAUUGGUCAGUGACAAUGGUACGCAGUUCUCAUCAUCGUCAUUCGACAACUUCUGCAAAUCUCGUGGUAUCACUCAUCUUCAUUCUCCGCCGUUUCAUCCUCAGUCGAAUGGUCAAGCUGAACGUUUUGUCGACACCUUCAAACGUGCUCUCGUCAAACUGAAAGGGGAGGAAGAUACUACUACUGCAAUUCAAACGUUUCUACAAGCAUAUCGAUCGACAUCAUCUGCAAGCAGCCCGGAUAACAAGUCGCCAGCCGAAAACUUCAUUGGACGCAAAAUCCGAACUGUCUUGGAUCUCCUCAUGCCUUCUGUCAACACACAAUCGUCUCGUCAUCGUCAUGAUAUGGAAUCGCAAUUCAACGCUCAUCACGGAACCAAGGAUCGGCGAUUCGCCGCCAAGUCUGCCGUCUUCGUCAAGGACUACCGUCAAUCGAAACCUACUUGGACUCCUGGAAUCGUCAUUCGUCGUACUGGAACCGUCACAUAUCUCGUCAAGUGCAAUGGACUCGUCUGGACUCGUCAUGCAAAUCAACUUCUUCGCCGGGAUCAUCAUCGCCAUCAAGCCGACUCUCUUCUCGACAUCUUCAAAUUGCCAUCACUGCCACUUCUCGUCGAUCAACAACCACAUGCCGUCAACCAACCUUUGCUCAGAUCAUCGCCGAUCGCCAUCGCCGAUCGUGCCGAAUGCUGUAUCCAACAAUGCUACUACAACGCCGCCGAUUCGCCGUUCAUCUCGCAUGCGCAAACAAACGACACAGUUGGAUAUGGUGCCGUCGAAGAAAUCUUACUCUAA
Caenorhabditis sp. 36 PRJEB53466 is the source of this 1197-nucleotide messenger RNA. NCBI's taxonomy places the organism in Eukaryota, Metazoa, Nematoda, Chromadorea, Rhabditida, Rhabditidae. The record is from the annotation of a GenBank genome assembly.